Messenger RNA from Xenopus laevis (African clawed frog), 3823 nucleotides. It is a transcript of the gene cdca2.L, whose product is annotated as cell division cycle associated 2. The record is from RefSeq and is a predicted model, not a curated record. The transcript has 15 exons. NCBI's taxonomy places the organism in Eukaryota, Metazoa, Chordata, Amphibia, Anura, Pipidae. Bases 242 to 3610 code for a protein of 1122 amino acids.
UGCGAAACCGAUGAUGAGAAUUAUCCUUCCGCGGAUGUAGCAUUACAGUUCGGCGCCUAGAAAUUGUAUGUGUUGGCUUAGCCUUUGUAACAUCAAUGUAACGAAGAGUUCGUGACUUAAAGUUGAUUCGCUCCCACGUGAUGAUGUUGUAGUUUGUCAGCUGGUACUAUUUUUUUUGUCUGCGUAGGGAUACGAAGAGUGAGCGGCGGCAGAUUUGAAUUUGAAUCUUGGAGAGGAGGUGAUGACUUCCAGAAAGGUUUUGCAGGAGAUUCCUAUCUUACCACCCUCAGCUGAGAAGGGACCACAAGAAGAUGUACAGUUGCCAGUCUUUCAGAGGAAGCAGCCCCCAGCAGCCAGCAGUUGGACCGAUAUAUAUGAUGAAUGUAAAGAGAAUGUGGUGCCCCCAGAUAUGGAAUGCUUCACAGAGGAGAAGGAGGAACACCGACAGGAACUGCCAGAAAUAUUGGAAGAUUCAGAGAAAAGUGACAUGUUUAGGGAUUUCCAUUCACAAUCUGAAGAGACAGUUUCAAACAGUUAUUCCACUUUAGUCCAGCCACCACAAGACAAUGAAGAAAUGAAAACCAAGACAGAACCCGGGGCUAACUGCACACCUAGCAGGGCCAGAGGGGAAUCCCAUUUGGCGGCAGAGUCCUGCCAUACUCCAAUAGACUUCUCCAAAUGUGUUGUGGCUGAACUUGGUAUAACUACUGACAGCUUCACAAAGUGUGCAGGUACGUCUCCCAAAUCACAGCUGAAGCAUAGACGAAGAUCUACAAUUGGUGUCAGAGGCUCUCCUGAAAUGAACUUUCUUAUUUGCCAAAUUGCCAAGCAAAGGUGCAAGGAGAAAAGAGAGCCUGAUCCCUUGGAAAAUCCAUUUACAUCUCCCCGGAAUUAUUUACUGAAAGACAAAAUGUGUGCUUUUCGGAAUGCUUUCCAGGUUGUUGAGGAGGAUGACGGGAAGCUCCCUUUUGCUGGAUUUUCAGAAGAGACAGAAUCUCAGCCUGAAAGAGGAGAAGAGACAGCUGAACCUCCGCAGAAGAAGCAAAGAAUAUUCAGUAUUAUGGCUCCUGUGCGUGAGAAUGCAGCCAAGAAGCCCUCGCCUCUAACCCUUCCCUCACCAGCAGAAAAAGCCUCCAAGUUAUUUUUAAUGCUAUGGAGCAAUGACAUGGAGCUUUUUAUGUGUCAGUGCCUAAGCGCCUCUGUGGGCAAGAAGAUUCCCAAAUCUGACCAUAAGUUACCCGCGGCAGUGAUGCCUGACCACUCCAACUCCGCCGUCAGCCAUCCUGCCUUGCUCUCCUGCAAUGAAGACCCCGUUUCCCAAACGUGUUCUCCUAAAUCCUUGAAGAGAAAAGUGAUGUUUUCUGAUCUGCCGGAUGCUGAAAUGCCUGGCAAGUCUGUUUCAGUCCUGCAGCCGACAAAGAAUCCUAUUGAAGUCCAAUCUUGCUCCAACUUUACCCUGAAGCCUGCCCUGAAAAAGACCCCAAAAAAGCAUCCCUUUCAUAUGGAGUUGUCAUCACGAUUUCCAUUUUGGGAACUGAGUGAAGAACAGGGGUCUGUGCCUUUUGCAUUCGGAGAGUCAUUGGACAGCGGGGACGAUGAAUGUGUAAAAAAAACAGAAAUUGGCAAUAGUUCUGUAAAGAAAAAGCGAGUUACUUUUGGGAAAGCUCUGAGCCCUGAGUUAUUUGAUAGAUUCUUACCAGCAAACACUCCUCUGCGUCGUGGCGGGACACCAUAUCACCACCGCAAAUCAGAGGGCAGUACAACAGCCGAAGAGGUGGAAGGAGCAGAUGAACCAUCAGAAUCACUGCCACAGCCGAACUUUGAUUUUGAGGAGGAAGAGGAGACCCUUAAGCCACUGUCAUUGUGUUUUGAAGCAGAGUUGACUGAAAUUCAAGGUCAGAAGGACGAAGCUGAGCCGAGGCAUGAAAUGGAAGAAAGCAGGCUGGAUGAGUCCACUUUGCAACAUGGUCUGGUUCUCUCCCCUUCCCCAGCUAUCUCGUCUCCAGAGAAGAGUCCUUCUGUUCUACAGUCAGACACAGAGAAUGAAACUGGAGUUCAUUUAUAUAUUUCAGAUAAAAGCUUCUAUGUCCCAGGGCCUGCUGCUUCUGUUGCUGGUAGCAGAGUGACACGCUCUUUUUUGAAGAAAAAGAGUUUCAGCUCUGAGGAAGAUUCUGCUAGUGUGUCACAGGCAGAGGACAUCAUCAGCCCAGCAAAGGUUGCAGAAAAGGGCAAGUCUAAAAGGGACAAGAAGAUUGUAAGAAUUGUGGCCAAGAAAGCACAGAUCAAAGCAGCACGUGGGAAAGGAAAGAAGAGCAGAGGGAAAUCCAAGAAGUGUAACCAGAAACCCCAAUAUGUGGAACGGGAGACGGUCUCAAAAAAGCCGCUUCUCAGUCCCAUUCCAGAACUUCCUGAGUGCUACCCCACCCCACCAGCCCCAGGCUUCUUGCAGGGACAUGGGAACUCAACGCUUAAAAAGAGGCCCACAAAGACAAAAAGUGUGUUAAGGAGAAGUGGAAAAGUUGAACCCAAUAUGGAGUGUUUCUUACUGAGUAACUCUAAUGAGAAGGAUGAAAUAGAAGGAACCUCACAAGAAGCAGACAGUGGACAAGUCUGUCUAGGAGUUGAAUCCCCGAAUAUUGGCCAUACUGAUCCACCUAAAAAUAUAUCUCAAUCUACUGUGACCAGUUUAGACUCCUUUAUCCAGACCGACUCCCAAAGUAGUGAAGACUCCCUCCAUGCCACUGACCAAUUGAGGUUAGAGAAGCAACAGACUGUUCUGGAGGAGAAGGAAUUGUGCAAGGUCAGCGUUCAAAUACCUUCACAGAACGGAACAAGAAGGCGGUCUAUUAAGCGUAAACAGCAAGCAAGAGGAGAGGAGCCUACUUUAGCAUUACUGGAAUCCAAAGCAUUCAAUACUGAGAGUCCAAAAAAGCAAACAUUUGAUUUGCAGCUUAUUAACAAUGGACUUAUCCCAUCCCAUCAUAGUGAGAAUCCGCUAGAAGCCAGUAAAACCAACAGCAGACAUGAUUCUGUCUUAUCUUCUGCAACAGAAACUGUAGAAACCAAAAAAUCAAGGAGGUCUUCAAGGCUCCAUCGCAGGAGCUCAGCUUUAUCUUUGGAUCAAUCAGAAGGUUCUGCAGAGAAGAGCAUAAAAGGCGAUCCUCCUGCUGAAUCACAAUGUUUGGAGGAUAAAUUAGGCACCUGCAUGGGAGAGGAAGACUUGUCCAUAGAAGAUGCCCUGAGGUCCAGCUUUCCAAGUGAAAAGAAGGUGAGACGUAGUAUGAGGUUGAGAAGGGAUUCUGGUGUGGCUGGAUUGUUCUGGGUACAGGAGGAAAAGAGGAAAGAAACAGGCAGACGGAAGUCCAUAUGCAUGUCCUCAGUUUCACAAGUGGAAACCUCCCAACCGCUACUUAAGGACCAAAUCCAGAGCCCAACUAAAGAGAACAAACCUGUCGGUGUAGCCAAAAAAACUCGCAGGAGGACUCUGUGCACCUCUGACCUUUAUGAAGCCAUAUCUGUUAAUGACUUCACAUGGAGUGAAUCUGCUAGUUCCUCCAAAACUGUAGAAUUAUCCCACCCGAAAGCAGAACCCAUGGACCGUUACAUUUAGGGUAUUGAACUGGAACAGUCCUCUUCUGACUUAUUGGUACCAGUAUAAAUAAUGAAGGUGUAGGCUUUCAACUCUUUUUAAUGUCUCACUAUGUGUGUGUGUGUCUUGUAAAAAUGUGUCUGUGUCUAAUGUGAAAGUCCAUUUCCCCUUUUUAUGUACAAAACUUUUUAAUCUUCCUUCUUUGAAUUUCAUAUUAAAUGUAUCUGAACUGUG